UCAGAUCCUUCCACGUGUCAGAAAACCUCUUCCCUGCAUUCUCAGCUUCCCUUUUGCGACGUAUCAGAAAAUUGAGCGUUGAAAUUGAGAGAAAUUAAAAACAGGAGAAGGGUCACCAUUGCUGAUAAGGAGGAGGAGAUUUAACACUCCUCCUCAUCAACCUGAAUCACGACCUAUUUAAUUUACUCCAUUAUUAUAUGUCAAUUUAGGAUUUAGCUCAAUUAUUAUACGUGAAUGUUAUAUAUUAUUCGUCGCAUUUGAAAAAUCCAUAUAUAGUUCGAGAAGAGGGUCAUCCUAUUUUCUUCCUCUGUUGCUCGAGCGAGACCGAGGUGGAAAAGGCAUCGGAUUUGACUUUGAUAUGGCUGAACAGGGACUUGACUCAUUUCAAAGGGUACGGCAAUCAAAAGGAAACCAGGAACUGAAUGAUGAGUUGAAAAUGAAAGCAAAUGAACUCGAAAGGCUUUUUGCCGAGCAUAAACUACGUACUCCUCCUGGAAAUCAAUCUAAUUCUAUCAGCAGAAUUAGUAGGCAUAGUUACAUGCAAAGUUGGCCAUCAGCUACUUCAUCCUACAGUAAUUCUGUAUUAGAUAAUGCUUUUGUCGAUCAAGUGUUUGACAAUUUUACUGAACCUGGUGAUAGGAUCUCUUCUGAUGAGGUAAAUAGUUUUGCGGUUGGUUCUCCAGGGAAAUUUUAUGAUAUGUAUAUGCAGAAAAGGGAUGCAAAACUUAAGGAAGAAUGGAAUUCUAAGGGAGCAGAGAAAGAAGCUAAGCUGAAAGCUAUGGAGGAUAGCCUUGAGAGGAGUAAAGCUGAAAUGAAGACUAUGGACAGACUCAGAUCAUUCAAUUCCAGUUCAAAUUUUAGCAGAGACCAGCAACAAUCAGAAUUUGGGCAAAGUGAUGAUAGAGAACAUAAGCCUGGAGAAGAAGUUUCUACACAAAAUGCUCAGAGGAAGAAACAACAUUUACCUAUCAAAACUUCAUCUACACCUCAAGCCAUAGUAGCAUCUGUUACAAGGUCUCCAGUGAAGGCUUCUAGUAGUCCGUCUAGUCGCCGAAAAUUUCAACCUGAAAGUCCAAUUGCACGUUCUGUUCCAAACUUGUCUUACCUGAGAAAGGAAAACUCAGAGCCUUCUUCCCCGGCUGGUAAAAUGACUACUCGUUCACAAUCCAGGAACUAUUCUCGCAGCAACUUACUGCACUCACAGUCCUUAAGAAAAAGCUCUGCUUUGAAUUCUGAGGGUGUUAGUUUGGCACCUCUCAAAUUUGAUAAGGACAAGAUGGAACAUAGUCCUACGGGUGUAAUUUCAGCACCUCCACAAUCUGGCGAUGAAAAGAAGGAGCAGAGUCUUACAGAUAAAAUUCCCAGCAUUUCAGAUUCGAAGACUUCCAUAAAGAAGGUAAAAGAUGCUGACUUCAGUUCAAGAGGUGGUUUGAUUGAGACAAGGGGUUCUAAUAUUGUAUCUAAGUUUGCGCACAAUGUUGAUGAUGAGGAUGAGGCUGAUGAUGAUGAUAUGGAAUUGGAUUCCGAGAACUCAGUGAAUAUAGAUGAGGAAGACUUUGAGAACAUGAUAUCUGCAGUUGAGGAAAUUUUUGAUAAUAGGACACCAAGACUGAGCCAUGAGACAGAGAAGCUGGUAAAUUCUGGUUCAGAAUUUGGUGAUAUCCUGAGAUCACCUUCUUCUGUGCCUUCUAGCUUCCUCUCUGGUAGAUUUGCACAUGAGUCGCUGAGAGAAAGUAGUCCUAUCUCACAGACUGAUCAUCACCCUUUUUCUUAUCCUCAUGACAUGUCUGAUGUUGAUGCUUCAGACUCUCCUGCGGGAAGUCCUGCAUCCUAUAAUUCACAUUUUAUGGGUCCAAUGGAGAGUGAUUCAGCUGCUAGAGUGAGGAAGAAAUGGGGAAUGGCGGCUCAGAAACCAAUCCAUGUUGUAAAAUCUUCUCAAAAUCAAUUGCGCAAGGAUAAGGCUAGAGGAUUUAAACGGUUAUUAAAAUUUGGAAAGAAAAACCAUGGAGCAGAUAGUUUGGUUAAAGACUGGAUUUCAGCAACCACUUAUAAGGGAGAUGAUGGCACGGGAAAUGGACUUGAUCCUCCAAAUCGAUCUGAUGUUUGCCAAUAUGAGGAUGAGUUUUUCAACGAACAAGUUCAAUCCUUGCACAGUUCUAUUCCGGCAGCUCCAGUUAACUUCAAAUUGAGGGAAGAUCAUUUAUCAGGAAGCUCAAUAAAGGCACCGAGACCAUUCUUUUCCUUAUCAUCAUUUAGAAGCAAGGGAAAGGACUCAAAGAUAAGUCUCCCAAAGGUAUAAAAGUUCCAGUGAUUAAUCACAUGGAACUGCCUUGACGGUGUGCAGCUUCAAAUCAUAUUUUAUUCAGCCAGAACUUGAGGUAUGCGCGUGCUACAAUCAAUAUUUAUACUAUUUGUUCUUGUAUAUAGUAUAUCAUUGGGCUUUUGUUAGCCUUGCUUGUACUUUGGUAUUAAUUCUGGUUGUCUCGGUGUAUAAUGUUGUCUAUUGCCUUGAGAGGACAGUUCCCUGUGGCGGAAUGUUAAUGUUAUUUUACCUGUCACAGCAUUCUUCAACUUUUAUAUUUAUAUUUUGCAGUAAUUCAAGCUUGAUUCUUUUAAA
Molecule: messenger RNA, 2617 nt
Organism: Nicotiana attenuata
Lineage: Eukaryota; Viridiplantae; Streptophyta; Magnoliopsida; Solanales; Solanaceae
Exons: 4
Coding region: 359-2299 (646 amino acids)
Source: RefSeq, a predicted model, not a curated record